Pteronotus mesoamericanus is the source of this 1107-nucleotide messenger RNA. It is a transcript of the gene NKX2-3, whose product is annotated as NK2 homeobox 3. NCBI's taxonomy places the organism in Eukaryota, Metazoa, Chordata, Mammalia, Chiroptera, Mormoopidae. Gene Ontology annotation, molecular function: DNA-binding transcription factor activity, RNA polymerase II-specific; RNA polymerase II cis-regulatory region sequence-specific DNA binding. The record is from RefSeq and is a predicted model, not a curated record. The transcript is spliced from 2 exons. Bases 1 to 1107 code for a protein of 368 amino acids. Gene Ontology annotation, cellular component: nucleus. Gene Ontology annotation, biological process: cell differentiation; regulation of transcription by RNA polymerase II.
AUGAUGUUACCAAGCCCGGUCACCUCCACCCCUUUCUCAGUCAAAGACAUUUUGAACCUGGAGCAGCAGCAGCAGCAACAGCACUUCCACGGCGCUCACUUGCAAGCGGACUUGGAGCACCACUUCCACUCGGCACCCUGCAUGCUGGCCGCUGCGGAUGGGACACAAUUUUCUGACGGAGGGGAAGAAGACGAGGAAGAGGAGGGCGAGAAACUGUCCUAUUUGAACUCACUGGCCACAGCCGAUGGCCACGGGGAUUCGGGACUCUGUCCCCAGAGCUAUGUCCACGCAGUCCUGCGAGACUCGUGCAGUGGGCCUAAGGAACAUGAAGAGGAGUCCGAGAUCGUGAGGGACCGGAGCCAAAAAAACUGCCCGCUGAAGAAGCCUCUGGAGGCGGCCGGAGACUGUAAGGCGGCAGAGGACAGCGAGAGGCCGAAGCCACGAAGCCGCCGGAAGCCCCGGGUCCUCUUCUCGCAAGCCCAGGUCUUCGAGCUGGAACGCAGGUUCAAGCAGCAGCGGUACCUGUCGGCGCCUGAGCGCGAGCACCUCGCCAGUAGCCUGAAGCUCACGUCCACUCAGGUGAAGAUCUGGUUCCAGAAUCGCAGGUACAAGUGCAAGAGACAGCGGCAGGACAAGUCUCUAGAGCUGAGUGCGCACGCUCCCCCGCCGCCGCCGCGCCGCGUGGCCGUGCCGGUGCUGGUGCGGGACGGCAAGCCAUGUGUCACGCCCGGCGCGCAAGCCUACGGUGCGCCCUACAGCGUGAGCGCGGGCGCCUACUCCUACAACAGCUUCCCCGCCUACGGCUAUGGGAACUCGGCCGCGGCUGCCGCAGCCGCGGCUGCUGCCGCCGCCGCGGCUGCGGCCUACAGUGGUAGCUACGGCUGUGCGUACCCAGCCGGCGGCGGCAACGGCGGCGGAGGCGGCGGGGCCUCUGCGACAGCCGGAGCCAUGCAGCCCGCCUGCAGCGUGGCCGGAGGCGGCCCUUUUGUGAACAUGAGCAACCUGGGCGGCUUCGGUGGCGGUGGCGGCGCCCAGCCGCUGCACCAGGGUGCGGCGGCCGGGGGAGCUUGCGCGCAGGGCACCUUGCAGGGAAUCCGGGCCUGGUAG